Messenger RNA from Leptopilina heterotoma, 453 nucleotides. Its product is annotated as probable salivary secreted peptide. The transcript has a single exon. Lineage: Eukaryota; Metazoa; Arthropoda; Insecta; Hymenoptera; Figitidae. Bases 1 to 453 code for a protein of 150 amino acids. The record is from RefSeq and is a predicted model, not a curated record.
AUGACAUUUGAGAAAAGUAUUGUUUUUCUAUUCGUGACGUCAUUAAUUUUGAUUGUAAAUAUCUGGCCAAUAACUGCUGAUAAACAUUCCAAUAAUAAUAAUAAUAUUAAUAAUGAAGAUAAAGAAAAACCAAACAAUUCGCACAAUUUAAUUAUUGGAUCGAGACAACCGGGUGAUAAACUUUACAUUGACUUAAAUGUAACUGCUCCGGCAAUAAAGUCGAAAAUUGUCAUUAAAAGUGCGACGUAUUUUAUUCAUUUGGGACAUAACAUUACUCAAAUCGCUGCUGUUGAUUGGAAAACAGACGGAACUGGAGCUGAUGUCACAUUGGAGAGUGGUAGUGUUGAGGAGAAUAAUUUCACGCUUACAUUCAAAAGUCAAGAAAGUUAUGGAAUUGACUUUCUUCUUCAAGUAUACACUUUAAAAACACUUCCUGAUGAGUAUAACAAUUGA